AUGUUGCGUUUUCUCCGGAGUCAUAUACAUCCUGCCGGGGAUUUCAGGAACGCCGAUAUUCAUGAUUUUUUUGAGUAUACCCCUAGUUUGCGACAUGGAUUCCCACAAUUGGUAUCGUCCUUGGCGUACGACUACAUACUAGGUCUUAUGGCAGUAGGUACCAGUGAUGGACAAGUUCGAAUAUUUGGAGCAGAAAACGUGGAAUGGAGUUCCACGACACCUCGAAAUACCCCCAUUGCCCAUAUGUACUUUGCUGCAGGACUGGGCUCCCUUAUUGUGCUUUGCUCGGAUCAGUCUUUUCAUAAAUUUCAAGUUGCUGGUGACAUAAUUGAGCGUACUACCGCUACUACUGAGGACAGAUUGAAACGGAUAACAUGCUGUGAAAUGCAUAAUGUGCAAGAUCCAACGAAUGCCCGUCUGUUCAUUGGUACUAUCACGGGUAAUUUAUUUGGAUUAUGCGCUGUUUCGCUCGAGUUCUCUGAAGUAUUGCUUUUUGAGGAGACAAUUGUGAAAAGCAUUAACCCUUCAAAAGACAUUGGAAGAUCGGCUAAUCAGAUUAUGGUGAAUCCGACUGAUGUUAAUCAAGUUCUGAUUGCAUUCGAUAACCAUAUCAUUGUCCAUUACAAUUUACUGAGCAACGAGGUGCUGCAUCAUUGGAUUGUUCAGCAAGCAGUUACUAGUUUAGCGUGGCAUGUUGAUGGAGAAUAUUUCAUUUGUUCGCAUAGUGACGGCUCCUUAGGAACAUGGAAAAUUCAGUGUAUGGAACCUAUGGAGCCAUCGGUCAUACCAUUUGGCCCAUUUCCAUGUACUUCAAUCAACAAAGUGCAAUGGAUCUGUGCAUCCAGCCACUCGUUACCGAUUAAGUUAUUCACCGGCGGAAUGCCGCGUGCUUCCUAUGGUGAUCGCUACACGUUAACAGCAGUACGAGGAGGUAAAAUGGUAGUAUUCGACUUUGGCAGCGCAAUUGUGGACUUCAUUGUUGUGCCUUCACUACAAAAUCACAAACAUGCGGAUUAUAAAAAUUGCUUGGCGUUGUUGAUACUUUGUGAACAAGAACUCGUUUGUAUCGAUUUGACCGAUGGAAGUUGGCCACUUGUUAAUUUGCCGUAUUUGCAGCCGAUUCAUUCAUCUCAAAUUACAUGUGUUAUACACUACUCCAAUAUUGAAGAGCAUGUAUGGAAGGGAUUAAUUAAAGCAAGCGAAGUCCAAAAUAAAUUAUCAUCUAAAUGUAAGUGGCCUAUUCAUGGUGGUGCUGAUGCUCAGACACCUGCUCCUUGUGCUGCAACGAAUGCGGAAAAACGACAGCUUUUAAUCACAGGACACGAAGACGGUACUGUGAAGUUCUGGUCGACUGGUUCUAUCAGUUUGCAUUAUUUGCUAAAAAUUAAUACAGCAAAAGAAUUUGAAGGCUUCUUUUCAGUAGAUGCUGACAGUGAUAGAACAGAAUGUGAAUCUGGAAGUAGUUCAGUUGAAGUUUCCAAUAACGAAGCGUCUGAUGAAGAUUCCAAUGAAAUUACCGAUUGGCCUCCUUUUCGCAAGGUUGGAACAUACGAUCCAUUUUGCGAUGAUCCACGUUUAGCCAUACAGAAGGUGUAUUUCGAUGUGACCAACGGACGGUUGGUAGUAGGUGGUCGUGCCGGUCAUGUUAUCGUAUAUGAUUUGGAUGACGAGUCAUCGGUAGCAUUGACCGUAAUAAAAACAGAAUAUGAGGUUGCGGAAAAAUCGAAGUUACCAACAAAUAUCAGUCAGCAAGCUUUACCUCCUCGGCAAGCUCCAUUGUCAUAUGCGAUUGGAUAUCAGCCUUUCAAAACUGAUCAGAACCGAAGCUAUCUUAUUCAGUUGCGUCCGUCAGUUGCAAUAACAGCAGUAGCAUCUCUUCGAUCACGCAAUCUUUUAGCAUUUGGGUGCGAGUAUGGCUUUGUGAUGUGUGAUUUAAAAAGCCGGGAAACUCUUAUAUCCAGAUGUCUUAUUACUUUAAAAGAAUUAGGAGACGUAAGUACAUUAUCAAGGUUUAAAAGUAUGAAAAAGUCAAUCCGUCAGUCGUUUCGUCGCAAGAAAAAAGUUCCACAGACUGGAAAUAACUGCACUGGAGCUGCAUGUUCAACUAAUAAUGAUGACCUCGAUGAACUGAGACCUGUCGAACGCCAAAUUAUUUCACGAAACGAGGCACCUUUCAACGUUGGUGAUCCUCCUAUUUCUGCGGUGCGAGUACUUAGAUUCUUCCAUACAAGCAUUCUUUCCAUUACUUCCCGCACUGAUAGUCUUUGGAUUGGAACAAAUGGUGGAGUGAUAUUUGCUUAUGCAAUAUUGGAUGAUGCACUAAAACCGGAAGAUGUUUGUAUUCUCGUGAAGGAAGUACAUUUGCAACAUCGGGCUCCAGUUAUUGAUUUCACCUGCGCAACUGUUGAUGGGUUUCAGCUUAUAAAAGGCUUGACAGGAACAGAAAGACUGAUCGUUUAUACCGAAGAACAAAUCAAAACGUUUGCGCUUCCGACAAUGAAACCAACCAGAUUUCGGUAUAAAUUUACGGGUGUGGAAGGUUCGCGAAUUAGAAAGGCUCAGCUUCUUACAUUACGAUCAACUGCAAAUCGAAAAUUGUAUGAAAAAUUCAUUGUUAUCAUCACGAACCAAGGCGAAUUGUUUUUGUUUUCUGCGCUAACUAUUAAGCAAUUCUUGAAGAUUCACUUUACAAAGGCUUCUGACGUUGAGGGAAUCGCUUCAGCUGUUUUAUCUGAAAACGGUGAAAUAUUUUUUCUACGUCCAGGGGCCAGUGAAUUUCAGCGCGCUUCUGUUGCAGCUAUGCAACAUAAUAAUUUAAUAUCGCCUCUCAAGGACAGUGAUUUCCCCAAAGUUUAA
Brugia malayi is the source of this 2856-nucleotide messenger RNA. RefSeq lists its product as uncharacterized. Bases 1 to 2856 code for a protein of 951 amino acids. Gene Ontology annotation, cellular component: cortical actin cytoskeleton; plasma membrane; cytoplasm. The transcript is spliced from 21 exons. Lineage: Eukaryota; Metazoa; Nematoda; Chromadorea; Rhabditida; Onchocercidae. Gene Ontology annotation, molecular function: GTPase activator activity; myosin II binding; syntaxin binding. The record is from RefSeq and is a predicted model, not a curated record. Gene Ontology annotation, biological process: establishment of spindle orientation; regulation of establishment or maintenance of cell polarity; regulation of protein secretion.